AACAAAAAAUAAGCAUCGUGAUAACUCAGCUUGGCUUUGCUGCCUCGCUUCUCCUCGCAGUAUUAUGUUACAUCCCUCCUCACCCAAUCACAGCGCUCCCCAAAAUCCUCCUGCACGUUCCCCGUUAUAAGAAGCUCCGGACGUUCGAGUCUGGCAAAUACCUCUCCGUCUCCCUGACGCACAGGUUUCUCCACAUCAACCCCCUGUCCAGGCCAGACGCUUUGUCCUUGUUAUUAAUGUUCUUGGAUAGAGGUCAAGGGUUACAGGGCAUCAUAACGGGCAACUGAAGAGGUUUUGGGAAGAGAAAAAAAAGAUGAGAGAAGAAGACUCCUCCCUAAUGGACAGUGCGGGGAACAGCGAGGAGGAGACCGAGCGUCAGCUUCCGCGGAGAGGCGCGAGGAAGCGGAGAGCGAUACGGAGGAGCGCGGACGAGGAGGAAGAAGGAGACGUGGGGAGUCCGAAGAAGAAAAGCAGAAAGAGCGCAGACGGCGGAAGCGCCGAGAGCGCCGGCAGCGAAGCCAGCAGCAGCCCCGCGCGCUCCUUCGAUGACCUACAUACGCAGCGCGCGAUGGCCAACAUCCGCGAGCGGCAAAGGACGCAGUCCCUAAACGAGGCCUUCACUUCUUUACGUAAGAUCAUCCCCACCCUCCCGUCGGACAAACUCAGCAAGAUCCAGACGCUGAAGCUCGCGGCGCGGUACAUCGACUUCCUGUGCCAAGUUCUGCAGAGCGACGAGCUGGAUGCACGAGGGUCCAGCUGCAGCUACGUGGCGCACGAGCGGCUGAGCUACGCGUUUUCUGUGUGGAGGAUGGGGGGAGCCUGGUCCUUGUCUACCACGUCCCACUAGCGGUCCUGACGCACGAUUCUCAGCGCUGAAAACCAGGUGGAUUCGCAGACUGUAGGAAGCCAGACAGAUGACGGUUCAUAAAGGAGAGGCAGACUUUUCAUAUUUCCCUCUGCACGGACAUUAAAAUGUUUACAAGGGAGCACUUAAGACGGAUUUCAAGAAGGACCACUGCGACUAUGAAUGUUGUGACAAGAAAAUUGACUGUAAGCUCUGAGAAACUGCUCCUUGAAACAUGAGAGAAGAGGACUCAUAUUUCGUCUUACAUUCCCAAUGAUGAAGUUUCAUAGGAAAAAGAUGAAACAUUUGUAUUUAUUUUUUUAUACACAGGUUCCAAAUUCCCUUUCCACUCUCAAAUAAAAGCUAUUUAUUUUGAUAUGCUGAAUGAAUGGAUCUGCACAUUUUGAAGUUUGUAAAUAUUUGUCAAUACCUUAAAUAAAAA
This is a messenger RNA of Thalassophryne amazonica, 1286 nucleotides long. RefSeq names its product twist family bHLH transcription factor 1a (gene twist1a). The coding region runs from base 314 to 847 and encodes 177 amino acids. Gene Ontology annotation, biological process: developmental process; regulation of transcription by RNA polymerase II. The record is from RefSeq and is a predicted model, not a curated record. NCBI's taxonomy places the organism in Eukaryota, Metazoa, Chordata, Actinopteri, Batrachoidiformes, Batrachoididae. Gene Ontology annotation, molecular function: DNA-binding transcription factor activity, RNA polymerase II-specific; RNA polymerase II transcription regulatory region sequence-specific DNA binding; protein dimerization activity. The transcript is spliced from 2 exons.